Molecule: messenger RNA, 345 nt
Organism: Aureobasidium musti
Lineage: Eukaryota; Fungi; Ascomycota; Dothideomycetes; Dothideales; Saccotheciaceae
Source: the annotation of a GenBank genome assembly
AUGUCUAUGACAACGACGACAGACGGCGGCGAUAGCAUGCGCCGCAGCGCCGUGCGCAAUCCAAAGCGACGACCUCGAAUCACUGAAGGCUCAAACAGCCCGAACGGCCCUCAGCGCAAGAUACGCAAAUUGACCAACAAACCCGCCGACGCAUCGCUGCCCCUCGACACGACAGAGUCCCUUCGCAGCGGUCUGAGUGCUCUCGCUGUCCAGACAUCAGCCUCCUUUUCGCGCAAUGGAGAUGCCGGAACGCGUCACAAGAGAACGCUGAAGAGCGACAACAGCACUCUCUUGGUAUUGCCUCUCAUCAACUAUCUCAUUGGCUUCCAAUUGUUAAUAGGAUGA